Messenger RNA from Octodon degus (degu), 719 nucleotides. RefSeq names its product histone H1.3 (gene H1-3). Gene Ontology annotation, molecular function: DNA binding; structural constituent of chromatin. Bases 39 to 704 code for a protein of 221 amino acids. The transcript has a single exon. Gene Ontology annotation, cellular component: nucleosome. Lineage: Eukaryota; Metazoa; Chordata; Mammalia; Rodentia; Octodontidae. The record is from RefSeq and is a predicted model, not a curated record. Gene Ontology annotation, biological process: nucleosome assembly.
UUUGAGUCUACUUUUACCUUUACUGGUGAGAGAGAAACAUGUCGGAGACUGCUCCAGCUGCUCCUACUACCCCCGCACCUGCGGAAAAAGCACCCGUGAAGAAGAAAGCAAAGAAAACGGGUGCUGCUGCAGGAAAGCGCAAGGCGACCGGGCCCCCGGUGUCCGAGCUCAUCACCAAGGCUGUGGCCGCCUCCAAAGAGCGCAGCGGGGUGUCGCUAGCCGCCCUCAAGAAGGCGCUGGCGGCCGCCGGCUACGACGUGGAGAAGAACAACAGCCGCAUCAAGCUGGGGCUGAAGAGUCUGGUGAGCAAGGGCACCCUGGUGCAGACCAAGGGCACCGGCGCCUCCGGCUCGUUCAAGCUCAACAAGAAGGCGGCUUCCGGGGAGGCCAAGCCCAAGGCCAAGAAGGCGGGCGCGGCCAAGCCUAAGAAGCCCGCGGGGGCAACCAAGAAGCCUAAGAAGGCUGCGGGGGCCGCCGCGCCCAAGAAGAGCGCCAAGAAGACCCCCAAGAAGGCCAAGAAGCCCGCCGCGGCUGCUGGCGCCAAGAAGGUGGCCAAGAGUCCCAAGAAGGUGAAAGCUGCCAAGCCCAAGAAGGCUGCCAAGAGCCCAGCCAAGGCCAAGGCCCCUAAGCCGAAGGCCUCCAAGCCUAAGGCUGCCAAGCCUAAGGUUACGAAGGCCAAGAAAGCGGCCCCCAAGAAGAAGUGAAAGUGCCAACGGGUC